UACUUCCUCAGAUUUUUUGGUUAGGCCAAGGAAUCUCGUUAUUGUGUCGCAGUACCUAGAGUUUCUUUGACUGUUUUUGAUCAUACAUCGGAAUUCGGGUGUCUUUUAUGAGUAAUCAAAGGCAGCAGAAGCCUACGCUAACAGGCCAGCGUUUUAAAACUAGGAAGAGAGAUGAAAAGGAGAGGUUUGACCCUACCCAAUUUCAGGAAAGCAUCGUACAAGGUCUGAAUCAAACUGGCUCUGAUUUGGAAGCUGUAGCGAAAUUUCUUGAUGCCUCUGGCGCAAAACUUGACUACCGUCGCUAUGCUGAGACACUCUUUGACAUCCUGGUGGCUGGCGGAAUGCUGGCCCCUGGGGGAACCUUGUCUGAUGACUUGACCCGCACAGAGUUCUGUCUCUUCACGGCACAAGAAGACCUAGAGACCAUGCAAGCAUAUGCACAGGUCUUUAACAAGCUUAUCAGGCGUUACAAAUACCUGGAGAAAGGUUUUGAGGAAGAGAUUAAGAAGUUGCUGCUGUUUUUAAAAGGAUUUACUGAGUCUGAGCGCAACAAGCUGGCCAUGCUGACUGGCAUCCUGUUGGCCAAUGGAAACAUUUCGGCCUCCAUCCUGAACAGCCUCUACAAUGAAAACCUUGUCAAAGAAGGGGUCUCUGCAGCAUUUGCUGUGAAACUUUUCAAAUCCUGGAUCUAUGAGAAGGACAUCAACUCUGUUGCAGGUAGUCUCCGCAAGGUCGGCAUGGAUAAUAGGCUCAUGGAGCUAUUUCCUGCCAACAAGCGGAGCUGUGAGCACUUCUCCAAGUACUUCACCGACGCCGGGCUCAAAGAGCUGUCAGACUUUGCCAGGAACCAGCAGUCCAUCGGGGCCCGGAAGGAACUCCAGAAAGAGCUGCAGGAGCAGAUGUCACUUGGGGAGCCAUUAAAAGAUACCAUUGCCUAUGUCAGGGAGGAGAUGAAGAAGACCAGCAUCUCCGAGCAGACCAUGAUCAGCAUCAUCUGGAGCAGUGUGAUGAGCUCUGUGGAGUGGAACAAGAAAGAGGAGCUUUGUACCGAACAAGCCAUCAAACUCUUGAAGCAAUACAGUCCCCUGCUCAAGGCCUUCACCUCCCAGGGCCAGUCUGAGAUCACCCUGAUGCUCAAGAUCCAGGAGUAUUGCUACGACAACAUCCACUUCAUGAAGGCUUUCCAGAAAAUUGUCGUGCUGCUUUACAAAGCGGAUGUCCUGAGUGAAGAAGCCAUUCUGAAGUGGUACACUGAAGCUCAUGUUGCCAAAGGAAAGAGUGUUUUUCUGGAACAGAUGAAAAAGUUUGUGGAGUGGCUCAAGAAUGCUGAGGAAGAAUCUGAGUCAGAGGAGGAAGAGGCAGACUGAAGUCCUCAGGCCAACCAAGACUCGACAUUUUUAGGCUAACUAACGUAGCACCUGGAGCAGUAUAAUGUUUUGUUACAGAAGUGCUUGUUUUUAGUUAUUUACUUUCUUUUUUCUUUUGUAUUCUACCUCCUCAACUCGAACCAUAAUGUCUAGGUGUAAUGUAAGGGCUUUUACAUCCUAUCCAUUUUAAACAUUUUGUUUUCUAUUGGAACUAAUAAAGUUUACACUUCUUAUAAUAUGAAUCACGAGUAUACCUCCUCAUUGAAGUGAGGACAUGUUGCCAGAUUUGAGGAAAUUUAUCCAACCCCACUUUUCUAUGUAUUUUUGUUAGUUUCAGGACUUCCUUAUAAACUAGAGCAUUGGAAUAUCUACAUUUCAUUUAGACACCUUUGGUUGUGGAAGUCUGCCUGAGGCUAAUGCAUAAGUAAGAACUUUGUUUUGCAACAACUAAUGAUGGACUAAUGGGAAAAACGUUAUUUUCUCCUUUUUGCCAAUGUGACUUUUCCCUUCCCUAAUUUCAUCUCUCCUCCUUUGGACCUUAACCAGUCUACUGCAAUGGUGCUGGUGGCAUUGCCCAUUGAAUUGAACUGUAAUCGCUAUUUACUUCAUCUGUAACAUACUGUGCCAGCUUCAAGAUUAUAAUUUCUUUCUUUAUCCUGUUAUCAAUUUGACUUUUUAAAAUAAAAGCAAUUACUGGUUGUCA
This is a messenger RNA of Hypomesus transpacificus, 2070 nucleotides long. RefSeq names its product basic leucine zipper and W2 domain-containing protein 1-A-like. Lineage: Eukaryota; Metazoa; Chordata; Actinopteri; Osmeriformes; Osmeridae. The transcript has 12 exons. The record is from RefSeq and is a predicted model, not a curated record. Bases 108 to 1367 code for a protein of 419 amino acids. Gene Ontology annotation, cellular component: membrane; cytoplasm. Gene Ontology annotation, molecular function: protein binding.